AUGAGAGAGGGAACAGCCAAAAGGUUGAAUUUAUUCCAGUCCCAAUGCACUAGAAACAAACAUGGCAAAGUGAUCAGGCCUCUGCAGUACCAGUCAACAGUGGCACCAGGCACGGUUGCAAGAGUGGAACCAAAUAUUAAGUGGUUUGGCAAUACCCGGGUGAUCAAGCAGUCCUCCCUGCAGAAGUUCCAGGAGGAGAUGGAAACGGUCAUGAAGGACCCGUACCGGGUGGUGAUGAAGCAGAGGAAGUUGCCCAUGUCUCUGUUCCACGACCGGAUCAAACCACACACCUCCAGGGUUCACAUUCUGGACACGGAGACGUUCGAGGCGACGUUCGGGCCGCGGGCGCAGCGCAAGCGGGCGGCGCUGGGCGGGCCAGACCUGCAGGCCCUGCUGGAGGGUGCCCAGGCCUCCAACAGCGCCUACGACCGCGGCCGCGACCGCGACCUGGUCACCGAGGACACCGGCGUCAGGGAUGAAGCACAGGAGGAUAUCUACAGGAAAGGACAGUCCAAAAGAAUCUGGGGUGAGCUCUACAAGGUGAUAGACUCAUCAGAUGUUGUUGUUCAAGUUCUUGAUGCCAGGGAUCCCAUGGGAACUCGCUCCCCGCAUGUGGAAUCUUACCUGAAAAAGGAGAAGCACUGGAAACAUCUCAUUUUUGUCCUGAACAAAUGUGAUCUUGUUCCUACCUGGGCUACUAAGCGCUGGGUCGCCAUCCUCUCCCAGGAGUAUCCAACACUUGCUUUUCACGCCAGCCUCACAAACCCUUUUGGCAAAGGUGCCUUCAUACAGCUCUUAAGGCAGUUUGGAAAGUUACAUUCUGACAAGAAGCAGAUCAGUGUGGGUUUCAUUGGUUAUCCCAACGUUGGCAAAAGCUCAAUCAUCAAUACCCUGAGGUCUAAGAAGGUCUGCAAUGUGGCACCUAUUGCAGGUGAAACAAAGGUCUGGCAGUACAUCACCCUGAUGCGGAGGAUCUUUCUCAUUGACUGCCCAGGUGUGGUUUAUCCAUCUGGAGAUACAGAAACAGACAUUGUGCUGAAGGGAGUGGUUCAAGUUGAAAAGAUUAAGAGCCCUGAAGAUCAUAUCAGUGCUGUGCUGGAAAGAGCCAAACCAGAGUACAUCAGAAAGACGUACAAAAUUGAUUCCUGGAAGGAUACAGAAGAAUUCCUUGAGAAACUUGCUGCUAGGACUGGAAAGCUGCUAAAGGGUGGUGAACCUGACACACAAACGGUGAGCAAGAUGGUUCUCAAUGACUGGCAGAGAGGCAGAAUUCCCUUCUUUGUGAAGCCACCCAAUGCAGAGCUAGGUCCCCAGCCUCCUGUGUUGGAAGUACCUGUGACAUCAAGCCAAGAUAAUGAUGAGGAGAAGAUCUCUGAGCCCGUGGCAGCAGGUGUGGAGCCAGCAGAAGAGAAUAACCCAAGCACUGAAAUGAAGCAGCUCAUGUCCCAUGUUCGGCAGAACUUUGGGAGGAUUAAUGUGGCACCUGAGUUCUCAGAAGAAGACCUGGUUCCUGUAGACGUGCCAGGCUUUGAUGAAACAGACAGUGACUCUUCUGGAGAGGAGGAGCAGGAAGAGGAGAAAGAGGAAAAUGGGCAACAUCAAGAUUCAAUGGAGGAGGAACCACAAGUGGCUGCACCAGUUGUCAAGGAGAGCUCAAAGGCAGUUCUUCAGGCUUUGGAGGAGAAGAUUGCAAAAUACAAGAAAUUCCUGGAUAAAGCCAAAGCCAAGAGAUUCUCAGCAAUAAGAAUCCCUAAGCAGCUGAGUGAAAAAGUGUUUGCAAAAUCCAUGCAGAAAUCUGAAGAACCCAAAGAAACUGAAGAUGGAGGCAGCACAGGGAAGAAAAGGAAAAGGAAAGCAGGAGAGGAAGAUGAUGAUGAACAUUUGGAUGAACAGCCUUGCAAGAAACUUACAUCUAAAGAAAGGAGACGGGCCGAGCGGCAGCAGCGCCCCAAGAAAGUUGGAGUCCGCUAUUAUGAAACUCACAACGUGAAAAAUAAGAACAAGGACAAGAAAAAAACUGGCUUGGAGGGACAAAGAUCAAAGCACAAAAAAUACAAGCAUAAGCAAUAAGUACUUAUUCUAUUAAAUUUUACAUAAAACAGCUCUAGUAUGCAGUGGCUUUUUUAAUAUAAAACUUGCAGUUGCCAUC
Molecule: messenger RNA, 2149 nt
Organism: Chaetura pelagica (chimney swift)
Lineage: Eukaryota; Metazoa; Chordata; Aves; Apodiformes; Apodidae
Gene: GNL2
Product: guanine nucleotide binding protein-like 2 (nucleolar)
Exons: 15
Coding region: 1-2070 (689 amino acids)
Cellular component (GO): nucleolus
Molecular function (GO): GTP binding
Source: RefSeq, a predicted model, not a curated record